This is a messenger RNA of Penaeus indicus, 1984 nucleotides long. RefSeq names its product protein lifeguard 3-like. NCBI's taxonomy places the organism in Eukaryota, Metazoa, Arthropoda, Malacostraca, Decapoda, Penaeidae. The transcript has 6 exons. Gene Ontology annotation, biological process: negative regulation of apoptotic signaling pathway. Gene Ontology annotation, cellular component: endoplasmic reticulum; Golgi apparatus. The record is from RefSeq and is a predicted model, not a curated record. Bases 71 to 1111 code for a protein of 346 amino acids.
GACGAGAGGCAAAGAGACGCACGCUCGACCACAUACUAAUAUAUUUACUUCAUCUGCAGAUUCAUUCGGAAUGUCGGCCCCCUAUCCAGUAGACCCUAACAAAUCUGGUGCUGCCAAUACUGGCUGGGCAGUACCUGGUGCCCCUGCUGGCUACCCUGCUCAACCUGGGUAUCCCGCUCAACCCGGAGGAUACCCAGCUCAGCCCGCUGGUUAUCCUGCACAGCCUGGGUAUCCUGCACAGCCUGGGUAUCCUGCACAGCCUGGAUAUCCUGCACAGCCAGGCUACCCUCCUCAACCUGCUGCAGCCUUCCCUCCACAACCUCCUCCUUACUCUGCCCAGCCCAGCCCUUACACCCAGCCGGCUUAUAAUGUCAGUGGAGGAGGCAUGCCUAUCCAAGACGGAGCAGGGAUGCCCAAGGACGACGUGCUGCCCGAACAGUUCGGGGGCUCGUUCUCGGACAAGGCCAUCCGCCAUGCUUUCAUUCGCAAAGUCUAUCUCAUCCUGAUGGUGCAGUUACUGGUCACACUUGGCAUUGUCUCACUUUUCACAUUCCACUCUGGUGUGAAAAGGUUUGUGCGUACUAACGUAACGGUGUACUUCCUCUCUUACGGUGUGUUCCUUGUGACCUACAUAAUACUGGUGUGCUGUUCCGGGGUGCGUCGGCGAUGGCCUGGAAACUUCAUCAUGCUUGGCAUUUUCACUUUGUCCUUGAGUUAUAUGACAGGCACCAUCGCUUCCAUGUACGACACCGACAUUGUCAUUAUGACUGUGGGCAUCACUUGUGCGAUCUGCUUCUUGAUUACACUCUUUGCUACACAGACCAAGUAUGAUUUCACAGGGUGCGGUAUCUAUCUGUUCGUGGCAUCCAUGGUGCUGUUCAUUUUUGGAAUUAUUGCCAUCUUCACCUUCAGUAAGAUUAUGCAUACCAUCUAUUCAGCUGGUAUUGCACUGCUGUUUUCCAUGUACCUGGUGUAUGACACACAGAUGAUCGUGGGUGGGCGAAAGCACGAGAUGUCCCCUGAGGAACACAUUUUCGGAGCUCUUGUUCUCUACAUUGAUGUUAUAAAUAUUUUCCUAGGCUUGCUUGCGCUCUUUGGUGGAAGAGAUUAAAGAGGAACUUGGUAACAAGAGAAGUGUGAAGGAGUCUGUUGGUAGCAUCACAUUUCUAUUAUUCUGACUAGAGGGUCCUGGAAGAGCUUGAUGGAAAUCAAGAUAUUAUGAUGUCUGUAAAACUGAUAUAGCCUUGAGUGGUAUAUCCAUCUUUGUAAUAGUUUAUUAGUAGUAGUAUUAUCAGUACUAAUAUAUUUUUUUAUUGUUUUAUUUAUUUAUUUUUUUUUUUUCUGAUUUUCUUGAGUUGCUGUUAAUGAUACUAAUGUUGUUAUUGCUGAGCUUUUUACCAAACUACUAUAAUAUUCUUAAUGCUAUUGUGAUUAUUUCUGUUAUUUAUUAUUAUAGAUGAUUUUAUAUAGAUUAAGGGCCUAUAAUCCUGUAAUGCUCAUUCAUUCCAUCUUUAAUCUCCAUAGUAUUCUGACCCAGAAAUAUACAGGAAGAUAAUGAUUACACACACACACACACACACACACACACACACACACACACACACACACACACACACACACACACACACACACACACACACACACACACACACACACACACACACACACACACACACACACACACACACACACACACACACACACACACACACACACACACACACACACACACACACACACACACAAAAUUUACUCACACACUCACUCUUACUUCUCGCUCAGUCAAAGGAGGCCAGAAUAUUAUGAGAAAGAAAAGAAAUGAGUCAUAAAAAAUAGUAAUAGUAGUAAGACACAGUAUUAUCAGGAAUUAUUAUCUAUAGGAUUGUGUUUACUUAGUGUUGUCGCCAAAUUCCUCAAAUGAAGUUGUUUUAUGAGCUGCUGUAAUUUUGUACUUUCCUAAAAUAGUAAACAGUAAGGUAGUGGA